UCUCGUCAGCUGAUCGGAGCAGCACCAGGAGGCGGUGGUGGGAGAGAGAGAGGAAGAGGGCCGAGCCUCGCCUCUUGGCGGUCGCUGGGGGCCGGAGCCGAGGAGGUGCUGCUGCUGUUGCGGAGGCGGCUUGGAAGAGCUGUCCGGGAAGGCUGGGCGUGGCGCCUGCCGGAGCAGCCAUGGCUUCCAUUCUGGACCAGUACGUCGACUCGCUUUCGCACUCGGCUUCCUCGCAGCAGAACCGCGCCAGCCUGGGCAUCCCGCACACGGGGUAUGUGAAUGCUCGCCUAGAAAAAGAGACCCCAAUUUUUAACAAACAGAGGAUUGAUUUCAACCCCCCUGAAAAGAUUAAUAGCCUGGUUGUCUCUUCAAACCAGCUGUGUAUGAGUCUUGGAAAAGACAUUAUUUUUAGGCUUGACCUGGCCAAGGCAGAUGAGCCUAACCAGGUAGAGCUUGGGCGAAAGGAUGAAGCCAGAGUUCACAAGCUCUUUUUGGACCACACAGGUUCUCACCUUAUCAUUGCCCUGAACACCAGUGAGUGCCUCUAUCUGAACCGAAGUGCUCAGAAGGUGCGGAUCCUGUCACGCUGGAAAGGUCAUUUGAUUGAAAGUGUGGGCUGGAACAAGUUCCUUGGCUCAGAGAUGAACACGGGCCCCAUUUUGGUGGGAACAUCCCAAGGCCAGAUAUACGAGGCUGAGGUCUCGGUCAGUGAAGGCAGUCUCUUCGGCACUAACCCUGACCAGUAUUUUCGCCAGAUCUAUAACCUAGAAGAGGAGGCAGGACCUGCCCCAGUCUGCUGCCUCGAGAUAGAACGAGGAAUUGAUGGGAAGUGCUUUAUCAUUGCCACUACUCGCAAGAGGCUUUUCCAGUUUGUUGGCAAGAUUCCAGAGGGAUCUGAACAGCAAGCCUUUGGAGCAAUAUUUAGCAUGCCUGCAGAUCACCUGCCUGGCUUCCGUGAGUUUCCAGCUAGCCUUGGCUACAGCGAAAUUGCAUUUUAUACUCCUAAGCUUCGCUCCACCCCCAGUGCUUUUGCUUGGAUGAUGGGCAACGGUGUCCUGUACGGAUCGCUGGACUAUGGACGUCCCGACUCUAUUCUUAGCGAUGAGCAGGUCUGGGAAUAUCCAUCUGACGUAGACGCAGUAGCCAACAAGCCCAUGAAUAUAGUGCUCACGCAGUUUCAUUUUCUGCUGCUGUUUCCUGACAGAGUGAAGGCUGUGUGUACCCUGAAUGGGCAAGUUGUCUUCCAGGAUGUGUUCUUGGAAAAGUUUGGCUCGUUGAAGCGUAUGAUCAAAGACCCCGCAUUUGGGCAAAUCUGGAUCCACACAGAAAAGGCCGUGUUUCGAUACAAUGUGCAGCGAGAGUCCCGUGACGUGUGGAAGAUGUAUACGAACAUCAACAAGUUUGAUCUGGCUAAAGAGUACUGCAAGGACCGCCCCGAGUGCUUGGAUAUCGUGCUGGCCAAGGAAGCCGAAUAUUGCUUCCAGAACAAGAGAUACCUGGACAGUGCAAAGUGUUAUGCAUUGACUCAAAAUUACUUUGAGGAGAUUGCUCUUAAAUUUAUCGAAGCCAAGCAGGAAGAGGCGCUGAUGGAAUUUCUGAUUAAAAAACUGGCUAGCUUGAAGCCUUCUGAAAAGACUCAGACAACCCUGCUGACCACAUGGCUGACGGAGCUGUAUUUAAACCGCCUAGGAGUCCUGGAAGCAGACGGAUCAAAACGGGACCUCUACGAAAAGACCCGGGACAAAUUCCGCAGCUUCUUGGGCAGCCCCAAAAACAAAGACUGCCUGUUCAACAACCGAGCAACCAUUCACGAGCUGCUGGCGAGCCAUGGGGACACGGAGCACAUGGUGUACUUUGCCGUCAUAAUGCACGACUACGAGCGGGUGAUAGCCCAUUACUGCCAGCAUGAGAAUUACAACGAAGCACUGGAAGUCCUGUCCAAAAUCAGGGACGACGUGCUCUUCUACAAGUUUUCUCCAGUCUUGAUCCAGCACAUCCCCAAGAAGCUGGUGGAUGCUUGGAUCGAAAUGGGGAAGAAACUGGAUGCCAAGAACCUCAUCCCCGCCCUUGUCAAUUACAGCCAGAGUGGGAGCACUGAGCAGAUCAACGAAGCCAUUCGAUACAUGGAGUUCUGUGUGAGCGAACUGAAGGAAACUCAGCAGGCCAUUCAUAAUUAUCUCUUGUCGCUCUAUGCUCUGUGUCGCCCUGACUCGCUGUUGUCGUAUCUGGAACGCGCUGGAACCUACGCUGACAACAUCCACUAUGACCUGAAGUACGCACUUCGGCUCUGUGCAGAACACAGCCACCACCGGGCUUGUGUCCAUGUGUACAAAGUUAUGGAGAUGUAUGAGGAAGCUGUGGAUCUCGCUUUGCAGGUGGAUGUAGAUAUGGCAAAGUCCUGUGCAGACCUCCCUGAAGAUGAUGAGGAGCUGAGGAAGAAGCUUUGGCUGAAGAUUGCGCGACAUGUCGUCCAGGAAGAGAAGGAUGUCAAGAAGGCCAUGGCCUGCCUUUCCAGCUGCAACCUGCUGAAGAUUGAAGAUGUCCUGCCCUUCUUUCCAGACUUUGUCACCAUCGAUCACUUCAAGGAAGCCAUCUGCAACUCUCUAGAGGCCUACAACAAGCACAUAGAGGAACUGAAGACGGAGAUGGAGGAAGCCACACAGAGUGCCAAAAGGAUCCGGGAAGAUAUUCAGGAAAUGAGGAACAAAUACGGCUCCGUGGAACCCCAGGAGAAAUGUGCGGCAUGUGACUUCCCGCUCCUGAACCGCCCUUUCUACCUCUUCCUCUGUGGGCACAUGUUCCACUACGAUUGCCUUCUGCAGGCAGUUUAUCCAAACCUGCCUGCCUAUAAGCAGGCUAAACUGGAAGACCUUCAAAAGAAGCUCUCGGCCACAAGCCAGCCCUCCAAAUCCCACCACCGGCCUAAGGACACCGAUACUUCUAGCCAAGGAAAGGGACAGUUAAGCCGUGAGCAGAUGAAAGCUGACAUUGAUGAUAUUGUGGCAGCUGAAUGUGUGUAUUGUGGAGAGCUGAUGAUCCGGUCCAUUGACAAGCCUUUCAUUGAUCCACAGAGGUAUGAAGAGGAGAUGCAGAGCUGGCUGUAAGGACGACAUGUUCCUGCCUGCACUAGAGCAUGAAACUGCCUGCAGAGAGAGCAUGAGGCUUGGCAGCUAACCACCAGGCACCUUAGGCAUGUGAGCUCGAUGGGGAUUUGAAAAAGUAUUAUGCGAGUCUCACAAUCUGUAAGUUAGUGGGGCAAAGUGGGGUGUCGGUAAUGGUCAUUGCUAAUAAGGCAAUUAUAUUGACGCUCUACAAACAGCUGCCUACACAAGGCUUCUUCAGAGACAUCCUUAAUAUGAAUUCUAAAUGGAUGUUUUUCUGGUUAAGAGGUAACCAAACAUUACCGCUUGUGUUACCAUAUCUGGAUUACGCCCAUAUUUCUAUAAAGAAUUGAUACACUUGUAUUGUUUUCAAAUGUGGAGCAUCUCCUGCUGUUUUUCUUGGUCGUGAGACUGAGAUCGCGUUCUGUGUCAGAAACAUAAAAGGAGAAAUUGUGCAUGAAGUCCUGUUGUAUUAAUAUGGCAGGCAUAGGCAAAGUCGACUCUCCAGAUGUUUUGGGACUACAACUCUUAUCAUCCCUAGCUAACAGGACCAGUGGUCAGGGAUGAUGGGAAUUGUAGUCCUAAAACACCUGGAGGGCCAAGUUUGCCUAUGCCUGUAAUAUGGCAUAAAAGCUUCACUUUUAGGCAAAGCAAUUCCAUGUAAAAUGCUUCGUUUUUAUUUUUCUCUUUUGAGGUUGUGUUCUUUUUUCCUAGUUUUCUGAAAGCUUAUGUCAGGUAGCUGCAAAUUGUUAACAUUCUGUAAGAUUUCUUCAUUUUGCUCACAAUACGCAGGAAAAAAAAUAUGGCACUCUGACUUGAUAGCAUAUGUGCAGAUCUAAUAUGUUCCAUGUUAGCUUUGUUGCCUUUUUAUUUUUUACAAUCUCUCAUUUGAAUGUUCACACCGCCCCUAAUUAGAGCAGCCCCUGGUCAUUCCUGGUCUUUACAGCUGUACACUAUUAACUGCAGAUUUUUGUGGGCUGAUAAUAAAACAUAGAAUUGGAAACUCGCAUGUCGCCAACAGCAAAUCCAUCCUGAAGCUGGAGCAGGACAAUUCAGGAUUCACAUCCUUAAAUGACCAUAGAAAAAUGGUGUGGUUGGAACAAUGGUUGGAUGUAGUUGCAGAGCUGAAAGGUAUCUUUCCUCCCUCCCUCUUUAAAGGCAAUAAUGAUGUGGAAUAGACUUUAGGUCACAAGGAAAGCCAGCUAAGGGACUCAAAGUUUAAAUCAUGUCAAAGGUACUAUGUAACUAGAACUACAUUUCCUCUUGGUUCUAGUCCCCCCUUUUUUACAUUCUUUCUUAUUCUGUAAAAUGUGGCAAAAUAGAACUACAUUUGCGAUACAAGGUUUCUAGUUCCUUAUGAUUUUUCAUGAAAAUAUCCCUGCUUCUUUAUAAAAGCAACCCACAGAACCAUCGGAAUGUCUGACGCAAUUAUUUUGUGGCGUUAUCAUAAUCAUUUUUAGACCGCCCUACUUUAAGAAACCAUUCAGCACAUAACAAGGGUGAAAAUUUAAAGUCUUGUAUGACCUACAAAACAAAAGGGAUUAUAUAGUGACAGAAGUCAAGAGUUAACCACCACUCAUUCUUUCCAGGUACCAUACAAACUGUGACAAUCACAAAACAAUGAUUUCGUUUCUUUUCCCAUUGGUUUAAGAUACAGGUAACUGAAAUGAAGAUGUUCCAUAAUUAAAUUCCUGCUAAGAAAACCUGCAUUUAUAAAAGAGUUGAGAAAAAUAUUCCUCCCUCUCCAAUACAGUAUGGAGGUAUGGAUACCAAAUGAUGGAAAUGAAGGGGGUUAAAUUUGUUACUGAGAAUUUGGCUUGUCGUCAGACACUUCAGCACCUUCUUCUUUAGCAUCUUCUUGCUUAGAUUCAUCUUUUUCCUUCACUCCUUUCUUCCCUUUGGCUACCUUCCAGUCCUCUCUCGUAUCAUUUGCUCCUCUUUCUUUCUUAGUUGCUUCCUUUGGGGGCUUUGACUCUGGUUUAGGUGGGUGGGGGCAGGUUUAGCAAAUAACCUAGCCGAUCGUCUCAGUGGCGCCUCCAUUUCCUCACCUGCAGUUGCAGCCUUUCUUUUGGGCAGAGUUAAACCUGAAUAGACGCAACCAGACAGCAUGAAUGGGAAGCACAGGAUGGGUCUAGACUGUGACUGAUCCACUCGCUCUUAGUUCUGGUUAUGAAUUACCAUUAAUAACGAGCCAGGUUAUGUCUGAACUAGAGGGUUUCUAUGGUGAAGCUGCUUCUAAGGAUGUGCCUCAGUUGUUAUUUUUUAAUUGCACAUUAAAAUUUUCUGAAAUGG
Messenger RNA from Zootoca vivipara (common lizard), 5393 nucleotides. It is a transcript of the gene VPS18, whose product is annotated as VPS18 core subunit of CORVET and HOPS complexes. Lineage: Eukaryota; Metazoa; Chordata; Lepidosauria; Squamata; Lacertidae. Gene Ontology annotation, molecular function: protein-macromolecule adaptor activity. The record is from RefSeq and is a predicted model, not a curated record. Gene Ontology annotation, biological process: organelle fusion; endosome to lysosome transport; intracellular protein transport. Gene Ontology annotation, cellular component: HOPS complex; endosome.